GAGGAGAAGAAGAAACUAUGUGCAGCUAUAGGCCGUCCCGAUACACGUGGGUGUGAAACGAAUAGCCCUGAUAAAUGCGUUUCUUAUGGCUGUUGCUUUAGUUACGAUUUUGCUACGUGCUUUAAAGCUCCAGGUAUUUCUUUACACUCAGUUAUUUGUUAUAUGAUAACAAUAGUCGAGUAGAGGUUACACGUUCUGUGGUAUUGUCCCCGUGGUAUAUUUAACAAUUAUUGAAUGAGGAUGAGUAGGAUAUGAAGAAUUAUGGAAACAGAGGAGGUUGUUAUCCACCGAGGCGGAAGGCCGAGGUGGAUAAUAUCCUCCAAAAUCUGCAUUAUUUGAUAUGACAUCGUACUACAGCCAAAUUCAAUAAUUCUUUUAUUAUUCAUUUAAAAUAUUCCUAAGUUCUUAACAUGAUUAAAUACCUCCUCGUAAACUUUCUUAAAAACCUUGGCCUAUUUCAGCUCGGCACCGUUUCAGCAUAAUUAUAAACAGACGCCUUUGAUUUUGUUUCAGAUACUUAUCAGAAAGUAGAUAUAAUAUCCAUCGAGAAAUAUGUUUUGCGUAUCUUGCAUUUCUUCCAUCAGUUAAAGUCAGAAAUUUAGCUGUUAUGCUUCCAAUAGCCGUUUACGCUAUUUUGUUCGUUUGCUAUUGCCAGAGCAGCCUCGUUUCCAAUCCAAUAUAUCAUCUAAUCGAUGGCACGCAUCGACUCGUCUCCACUGUCAACUGAAAAAUAAAGAGACGCAGGGCUCAAACUAACAGCCGGACAACGGACAAAUAGUGUUAUUUUUAACAGUUUUAAGGUCAGAGAAGAGAACUGACCGAGCUAUAAUCUCUUUGGCCGGUCAACAUCCAAUAGUCCCAAAUUUAUUUUGAGCCCUGAACUCAGUAUCAGAGUCUAUUUGCCGAGCACCCCAACUGAAGGGAUGAUUGGUUUUAUUGAGAAUCAAGCCAAUGUCAAUCCAUGAUAUUUGCAGAUUCAAAAAGGAGGGUCUGAAUGAAUUAGUGUUUAGUGUUAUUUGCCCAUAAUUUUCAGUGUUUACAGUUAAUUUGGCCAAAUUUUUUAAUGUUUACUGUUUCCGGAAAAAAUGCUGUUUAGUGUGUGGAGUGUGGAGGGUUUUCGUAAAAAAAAAACCAGUAGUCUUUUAGCGUCAAUUCUUGUCCGGCUCUUGAAAAAUUUUCUGGAUUUCUUCUCUGAAAUCUUCGGUUGUCUUUGGACAUCUUCGACAGUCUUCGGUGGUACUUUGGAAUCCUUCAGCAGUCUUGGGGAAUCUUCGUUAGUCUUCGGACAUCUUCUGAGAUAAUCGAGAAUUGUCGGACAAUGGCUGAAAGCUCCUUGAUAUACCAAACAAAAUAAUAUUGGCUUUUUUGGAACCGCUCUUAUUUCAUUUUGGAAAAAAAAAAUUACCGCUACUAAGAGCGAAAUUUUUACUGUUAGGGUUAAAAUGCGAAAAAUUUAACUGUUUUAUGUUUCAGAGCCAAAAAACUAAGCGUUUAAUGUUAUCGAGGUACCCCCAUUCAGACCCUCAAAAGAUGGCGGUCACUUGCAGUCGUGACAUCACUGAAAAUUAUCUGACGUCUAACAUUUGCGUUGUGACGUGAUCUGAAUAACUAAUUUGCAUGGGCGUAAAUACUUUUAGGGACUGUGCAAUAAUUAUCAGGAGGGGGGCUGGAAACCAGAUGGGGGGUAUUAAGUAAGAAAAAUGCCAAGAUAGGGGGGCGGGACUUAAAUUAAAAUUACCCUUAUUGCAGGGAGGGGGGGCUAACUUUCAUUUUAUGUCAUGUGCAUUUGCAUUAAAUUGUAAAUUAAAACAAUUCCACAUGCAUUGUAAAACAGGAAAUGUACUCUCAAUGCUCAAUGUUCUUAGAAAAUGUGAAGUUCAUAUAAAAAAAUGUCAUCACAUUUUAGACUGAUGUCACCAGAUUUUUUAGUCCUUGCAAAAUAAUUAAUUUGUGUUAUAAAAUUUCUAUAAUCUUAGUAUCCAUUACAAGGCCAAAUUCAACUGAAAACAUAACUUGCAGCAACAUCUAUCAACGUCCCAAACAAACCAUUUGUACUUAGAUACUGUCCUUACAAGACAGUUUUAAGUAAAAAUUAUCACGAGAUCUGGAGGGGGGGAAGAAAUAAUUUUGCUUUUGCGAGCGGGGAGUGGCGGGACACGAGAUAAUAAUUUCCCCUUUGAAGCUCAUUUCUCAGCCCUCCCUCCUGAUGAAUUAUUGCACAUUCCCUUACAGACGUGUCAAACGCCUACAAUGCAGUAGACCGAUCUAUAUUUCAGAGCAUGUUAAGCGUGUCUAGCCUUUGAGUGAAUACGAGACUAUAGGCUGACCUUUAGUUACUGACACAACCGAGUAUUUCUUAUCUUAUUAACACAUUUAAAGGAAAGGUUUUACCAGGGUUCCUCAAAGUUUUUAAUGAAUUGUGAAGAAAACCAGUUCCGGCCUCAAGUUCGUAAAUUUUUUUGCCCUCACAAUUGAGCACGGUGCCUAGGUGUCGGAUGAAAAACUACAGUCGACUCCCGGUAACUCGAACCCUCUAUAACUCGAACUUCCCGUUAAGUCGAAGUAAUUCAAUUCAGUUCCCUUCAGAUCAUUUUCCAUAUAAUUUUACCCUCGAUAACUCCAACUCCCGAUAACUCGAACUUUUUUUUAUUUCCCUUGAAGGUUCGAGUUAUCGGGAGUCGACUGUAUUAAAAAUUAUACUUUUUUUCAAAACUUUAUUGCUACAAAAUUUAAUAUUAUCUUACUUUGACUUCAUGUAGCUGACGUGUGUGAUGUACACAAGUACGACAAAAACAGAAGGAACUGUGGAUGGAAAAGAAUCACCAAGACGGAAUGUGAAAAUAGAGGAUGCUGCUUUGAUGAUUCGAUUUAUAAGAAUUUUAUACCGACCUACGACUGCCAUUAUCCGUUGUAAGUUUAUUCUUUGGUUUAUUCUUUAAAUAAGCUCAACCGUACACAUCAUAAGGGGGACGAAAAAGAAAACCUAAAGAUUUCUCAAAGUUUUAUUUUAACUGCUCUCGAUUUACCAAAACUUUAGCCAGUGAAAGUGAAUGAACUUUAAAGGGCAUCAGUAAUUUUACCGAAUAGAGGAUGAGUGCUUAAGUAAAGCGGUACGCAUCGUGGAAAGUGAUGGUCUAUACAAAGAUAAAUAGAAAAUUUAACAACAAUAAUAAUGUUCGCCUUAAAAUCAUCCUGGACUUGAGAUGCCUGACAGGGGUGUGUCCCCAUUGCGGAAAACACCUUCCUCGAUCUGUUUUAUUCUUCAUAUCAUACCCAGCCUAAGAUAAUUCAAUAACUGUUGAAAGCUUCACGAACAAACCAAAUAACACCAGGGCUCGAGUCUCAAACUUUUCUCAUUCUUCCGAGUUCUUAACUCAUUGUUUUAGCGCAAACGACAAAAUGCUGAGUUCUACGUAAGAGCAUUGGAAAUAGAAAUGUGCAAUCAGUUUCUAAUAGAUAUUUGCUGACAAACAGGUGAUAAAUGCAAGCAAGUUGUAAAAGAUAACAUAUCUGAUUUGGAUGUUGCCUACGUCACAGGUCUUCGGGGAAGGUGUAACAGGAAUUUAGGCGUGCGAAACACGAAAAAGCUUAGCCUGUUCCAGACAUUCAAAUUGUGGAGAAGGUGCAAAAAAUAUAUGAGCUCCCUCUCCCUCUCUCCCUCCUUAUAAUUAUUUUGUUUUCUCGCUUUCUUACUUUGUGCCGCACUCCACUGUCUGAACGGCUGAGGCAGGCUAGCGAAAGCGAAAGCGAAAGCUAGGUGCGCUAAGCUCUACUAUAAGUGUGGGUCAGGAAUGUUGACAAAAGGCCUUUCGAAAGGAACCUCUCGCUCUAGGUACCGAGAAAGUUAGAAAAGAGAAUGUAUUUAAUUUUGAGGUAGCCUUUAUGGCAGAAAUGUCAAAGAGAAGAAGAAACAGAGAAAUAAGUUGUACGAGAACACAAAAGCUAGGUGCGCGACUGAGGGACGACUCGGGAAGGGUAUAAUGAAACCCCGCGUAUAAGAACCUGGGUUUUUUAGAACCUGUUAGGCUAAAAUUUUCAUUUUAAGCCCCCUCCAAAUAAGAACCUAUUAAGGCUAAAAUUCUAAGUUAGGUUCUUAAAGUAACGACAUAAAUUUCUUUUUUUCAUUUUUUAAAUGAAAUUCAUUUGAACUUAUUUUAAGUACCUUGGUAGUCUAAAUUUGCUUUUAAAGUACCAUUUAUAUAAGAACCUGUUAAGGCUGAAUUAAAAAAUCCAGGUUCUUAUAAUAAUAAUAAUAAUGGAAUUUAUAUAGCGCUUAUACAUCGCUGUUCUAAGCGCUUUACAAUGUAAAAAAGGACAUAAGAAUAUCAUUAAUCAUGAGCCUACAUUUAACACUACUGUACAUAUUGGGAAAUUUACAGUGUACACAUCUUAAAAAGGAAAGAAAACGAAAACAAAUAUGAUGAAACUAAAUGUCAUGUACCUUUUUAAAAAGAAACGUUUUCAGCUUAGAUUUAAAAAGAUUAACAUCAGAACAAGCUCGAAUUUCAAAGGGGAACUUGUUCCAUUGUCGGGGGGCAGCAACGGAAAACGCUCGCUGGCCAUAAGUUUUCAUGUUAAAAUUUGGUUCUUCAAGGCGUAAAUGAUCCCUUGAUGACCGUAAUGUCCUUGAUUGAUGGUGAAAUUUUAAAAUAUCUUCAAGAUAACGGGUACCGAAGUCAUUCAAUGUUUUAAAAGUUAUACGCGGGUUUUACUGAAACACAAGGACUUUCAAAAGGAAUCCCUCUAGGUGCCAGGUUAUGAAAACGUUGAUAAAGAGGCCAUUUCCGAGUUGCUGCGAGCCUCUGUUUCGAAGCGAGGCUAAGUGCAAAGCCUUUCAGUGAUAAGAACAUGGUUUCUUUUUGCUGUCAUGCGAAUAAAACUCACAGGUAAAAAGGUAUUUUAUGUGACCUCUUAUGAAAAUGACAGUUUUUGGAAUUGGGAAACGGUUUGUUAGAUCUUAUUUAGAGUAGAAUGGUUAUGAAACGCGGCCCUGUGUCAGACACCUUUGUUACAUGUUUUUUUUGUGGACUUGACGGUGAUCAAAGCUCAGUGGCAUUCCUAUCAUUUUUAUCUUUCUAUUAGCCAAUGGUUACUAACGUCGCAUUGAAUCGUUCGGUAACAAUUUGUGAACAACAAAACAGAGGAUUGUGCACGUCCUUCAGAGAGCUCCCAAUAUUUUAUUACCUGUCUCCGCUACUUACUAUGAUUUUAAGUUUUUAAAAUUGAAUUUAGAAAUAUGGACUAUAAUUUGGUAUUAACAUGGAAAGGAAAAAAUAAGCUUGUCUUAGUUUAUAAAAAACGAGGAUUGCUUGUUUGUUUGUUUGCUUUUUUGGGGUAAGACAACACGUGGCAAGUCGUAUGAAAUGAAACUGUCUUGUUGAUAAAAGAAGACGAGUUUUCAAGGCUGACGAAGGAGUUAGUUGAUAACAAAGUGGAGUUGGAUGUAAAAGAUGUUUUAUUGUGUUUACAUUAAAUACUUAAACGCGUGAUACGUUAUGAUUGUUAGGGACAUGCCGAAAUGCAUAGUUUCUAAAAGAGAAAAUUGUGGAUAUGGAGGAGUAACUGAUCGAGAGUGUGUGGAGAAAUUGGGCUGUUGCUGGGAUUCUUCAGUUCGCAAUGUUCCCUGGUGCUUCCACGGAAGGUAAGCUUGCUACAUUUGCGUUAUAGGGGUUGCUUAGAGUUUUUCUUAACAACGAGUAACUUUGUUAAUAUACCAAUUGUGAAAAUUAAUUCAUACUUGUCUACGGCUGAGGCUUUGCGGGUAUAAAACAAAAGAAUUGUAUAAUUAUCCAUUGAUACGCCUCAAAAUGAUUUCUUUUGUUUUAUUCCUCUAAGCCUUGGAGACAAGCAAUAAUUUUAAUAUAUCAAAAUUGUUCUAUUGUCUCAACAUUUUUACUGCAGUUAUCCUGCGAGUAGAGCCUUGAUCGAGAAGGAGAGAAGGAGGUUCUGUCUGAAUAGAUUCAUGCCUUGGAAGUGCGAGUAUUCGUUUACUGAAAAACCGAAGGAGCUGUACCUGCACUGUAGCGCACCACUAUUAAGCCUGAAUUCGAAACUGUAUUCCAGCAACAUGCAACGAAUGCUCAACAAAGAUCUCACUCGAUUCAUGUAGUCUUUCUCGAGGACGCCAAAAUCAAGCAAGCAAAAGAAAGGCUCUGCUUCCAGAGUGCAUUACAGUAAUCCUGUGUGCUUAACUUUCACCAAACAAAAGCGAUUUUAUUUUUCUUUUUUCCUUAUCCUAUCCUAAAAGGUCUUAGUAAUUCGUUCAUUUACUUUAUUUUAUCGAUAAAUUGACAUAGAUCAUUACUGUGAUGGAAAAUACCCACCUUCUACUUCCUUUAAGUCAAUGAAAAAAAAAGGGAAAAAAAACAAACACGUUCUUUGAGGUGAGAGUAUUAGAUGAUUAUAAUAAGUUUACUGUAAAUGUUCUAAAGCGUUAUACGUUAGAUACCUCAAGCAUGAAUUUGACAAACGCUUUCUUUUUUAGGGACAAAAUCGGUCGAUGCACAGUUUCUGAACGAACAAAUUGUGGAUUUAAAGGAAUUACCGCAAAACAGUGUGUAAAGGAUAGAGGCUGUUGCUGGGACUCCUCAAAACGCGGUGUUUCCUGGUGUUUUUAUGGAAAGUAAGUUUACAACUCCUCGGUAUUGUUUAUCUGGCUGUUUACUUCUUUGAAAGCGACAUUAUAUGGAGAACUCAGGGAUGCGCAAUUCUGUAAAUCAAAUCUUGGUAUUCCCUUCACAAACCUUCAAAAUGAAUUUUGUUGCCAUAAUAUAAACAACAUUUUACCUAAUGGUUUACUAUUACUAGUGACCUUAACUUUUUAUUGAUCGUGACGUUCUGACCAUGCACUUAAAGCACUAAGGCGUCAACUAUGCUGUUAUAUGGAAAUUCUAUCCAUUUUUUAAAUGUUUGUGUUUUUGUUCGCAGAUUUUAAACUGUUCUCAUGAAAGUUUAUAGGUUUCUCGAUUAAAGUUAUGUUUGUAUAUUUUCUUAAUUUAAAGGUUCAUUUCUGAGUGACUCAUCAAUCUUUGUAUUCUUAUGACAAUCGUCGCUUUUUAUCUUUUUACAGGGAUCAAAUCUGACAUCCAGACGCAACUUCGUUGCCGUGCAAUUCUUCAUCGAAUCUCUUGCGAAGUUAUAAACGUUUCAGAACUGUGGUGCAUGAAUGGAUACAAUCAUUCUAGUGGGUUAAUACACAGUAAUUGGUAAUCAUGCAAUAAAACUUAAAGUGUGCAAAUUGUCUUUGUGUGUCUAUUUUCUUUAGAUGGGUUCUCAGUAUAUGUAAUACUCGAUAGUCACUGUUUUAUGGACAGAUGAUGUCAUCACUACCUGAUACUUAAGCAAGAGCUAGGCCACCCUGACUUCCUGCAGUUUGUUAACCGACGUUAUUUCCAAAAUUGAUUUAUUUAUUAUUAUUAUUAUUAUUUAUUUAUUUGUUAAUGUAAAUUCCAACUUUACUCACGAAGCAUUAAGGACUCGUGUCCGCGCGUUCUAGAUUUAAUUUCUAUUUGGAAUUUGGGAAUGUUUUUUUUUCAAGGGGAGCACCAGGAGAAAAACAUCUCGAAGAAAGGCAGAGGAAUCUCGAAUCACAUAUCGCGGCCAUUCCGGGACCUCGAACAGGGCCACACGUUAUAAUAGGCGUUGGAUAGUUGUAUGCCAAAGUCUUACAUUCAUUUUUGAAGGGCAAUGAACUUGCAUUAAUUAUCUCACCGCAUCUGAUUUUGUCAUUAUGUCAUUAGUGUGUCACAUGACUGUAUCGUGGGCUCAGGUGUGUCCAGCGGUUUUAGUGAAAACAAAGGUUUCUGGAGGUUGCUCAGUCUCGCUGGCUCACAAACCCUUCUUUAGGUCGAUCUUCUUUUGUAUUUGCCAACUCAUUGAGAUAACGUGAUUUUUUUUUUAAGUUCUUCACUGAUCGGUUAUGGGAUUCAAGUAAUUCCAGGCUUAGAAAACGUUACUUUAGAAAAGUUUCCACAAGAGCUUCGCUCUUGGACUUGCCAUGCUUGCGAAAUCUUUAAACUAGAAAUACGCUUAUUGCACCACCUCGCGAAUCCGUAAAAGGCCCGCAGCAUGAACAAAGAGAACCAAGCCAACUAAGUAGGUAAAAAAUAUGUCAAAAAGAAACCAAAACAAAACAAGACCAUCAAAAGAGGGAAAAACAAAAGAAAUUAAAAUCGGCACGACCGAGAACCGAUUUUGGCCAAUUUACAAGCAAACACUAAAAAUUAUGGGCAAAUAACAUUAAACAAUAAACCCCAUUCAGACCCUCUGUUAACUGUACUCUUCCUCCAGUAUACAAUCAACUCCCUUUAUACCCAAUACCGGAUGCUGUAAGAACCUCUCAUUAGCGAGAGUCGGUAAUAGUGGGACUCUAUUUCAGUCAAACGUCUGCAACAUUUUUUUUGCCUGGGAUUUAGCUGCUGUUCGUAUUUCGGGGUGUGAUAAUACGGCAAGAGUUGACUGUAACAAGUUUAUAGGAUCUAAUGUUUUCUCUACUUUUACUGUGGAAAAAAAAAAAAGAAAACGGAAAAGUGUGAGCGGUUACGUUUAAUUAAGGAUUCUUUUGGUCACUGACUAAUGAGUUUUCUUAAGAAUGUUUGGUAAAUUAUUAUUGUGGCUGUAGCGACACUGCAGGAAAAGAAUUUAAUAGUUUAAACUGAAAAAGAUCUGCCCUUAUUUGACUCUGAGCAUCUCAUUUCUGCAUCAUUGAGGGCUUAAUUUUUUAAACCGGCGCUACACUUAUUAAUUUGAAAUGCAAAAAUUACUUUUAUUGAGAUAUAACUAGAAUAAUGUGUUGUUAGAAACAAUUUGAAUAUGCGGCAUGUUUUUAAUGUUUUGUCUCUCUUAAUCUCACCGAUAUUGGGUCAGUCUUUUUGAUAGCUCUGUUUUAUAAUAAUUCUGUUUUGAAGGGAACUUGUAGAGACCUUCAAAAUAAUUGACCAAACUUAAAUACGACCUUGUAAUCCAGUUUUCGGCGAGAAGGACGUACAAAUCAAAGCUUUUAUGACUUGUUUUUAUGAGACUUAUGAGCGAUACAUGAACAACUUGGUUUAGAAUCUAAACGCCGUUGAUUGUUUAACUCAAAGCAUCACAUUUAGGAAAUUAUAGCUGAAAUUUCGAGCCAAAAGUAAGGAGUGAUUCGUCACCUAUGAUAUUAUGAGGGAAAACAUCAUUUUUAAAUGCCCAAACUUAAUCUUGAAUUAUUUAAAACUUUAAUUUUAAACUUCGCGUACAUUCAUUCCAACCGGAGAAAGUUAAGUGUGUUUAUCCUCUUUCAGAAAUGAUAAUUUGUUUAUGCAAACAAAGUAAAUUCGCCACCAACUCGCCAAUUUCCUUCAUUUUCAAUUUUUGGUCACCUGUCACGUCACGUGACCAUAAUUAAAAGUUAAGGCACUAGAAAACCUCAAGAUUUACUUUUCAGGAAAAAUUCAUUUUGUUCUAGGUCUCCUAACGGGAGAUAUUGCCAACCAUUCAUACGCUCCGAACAUACAUUUCACCCAGGCCUUACACCUCUUAAGCUUUCAAAUUGACCAAUCCAAAAUAAGAACUAAAAUUGAGUUUUAUUUCAUAACUAGAGUGUUCCUCUUUAACACCUGCGCUAAUACUCAGGCUAACAACUUAGACCGCUUGCUUGUUUUACUUACGUAGAUGCGCAUAUUUUAAGGCCCAUUUUCACGGGGGGGUGAUAAUUAGCUCGCUGUGACAAACAUUAUCGAUGUUAAUAAUGUUUAUGUCAGAGCGAUGUCCUGACAAGUGAACCAUGUAAUAGUAUCCCAAGACAAGAGAGCCUCUCUUGCCCUUCAAAAAUACUGGAGUCGCAAAAGUCUGAAAACUAACUGUUUAAAAGACCACGCGCGCUAAAAAAACGUUAAAAGCUUUAUUUUGGAACUUGUUUUAAAAUAAUAAACAUCACUUUAGAUCUGCUUUGGGGCAAUUGUCUGAAAACAACAGUGCAGCUCCAAUGGUCUUAUAAUGUUCGUUUCAUAAUUUGACUGGCUCGCAGAACAAUUAAUUAGCCCUUAAGCUGUUAAUACGCAUGACAUGACUGUAAACCUCUUAAUUUUCUGAAUAAGUUAUUAGCAGCAACUUUCAAGUUGCGGCAGAGAAGGAAAAGAGGGGAACAUGAAUGUUCCCCUUCAAGUUGGGGUUUUCUUCCUACUGCUGUUUUUCUUAAAGGUUGCCUUUGCCUGCAUUGAUGGUAUGUGUUCUAAUUUCAUUUUACAAAUUUUUCUUUCUUUUUCACAUGGAAAAAGAAUCUUCCGGGGGUGAGGAAGAGUUUUAAUUCGUGUUAGUGUAGCCGCAUCACGAGUUCCCCGUCGUGAAGAUGUUCUUCAGCGGUACUAUGAAAUUCUGCUAGUCAACUUGAAAUAUUAAGAAAUAAAAUAUUUGGACUUGCAAUAUCUGGACGUCUUCCAUUCAAAUACUACGUACGUGACGGGUUUGCAGGAAAAGUAUCAAAAAUUACAGAAAAACAUUUCAAUGUAGGCAGACCAAUUAAUUCGAUUUUUAACGAUGUUUUAAAAUUAGUGUGCUAGAGUUUAUUUCUUUACUGAGAUAGAUAGAGAUAAAUACAUAGUUUAUUUACAAUCACAUCGCAACCGAGAGGUUGAAUUAGGUGAAUAUUUACAAAUAAUUAUGAUUCCUUAAAAAUACUACCACUAAUAAGUAAGGGUUAUCGGCCUGAAGCGAGGGGUUAUGUGAUUUAUUCCCCUCGUGCGUUGCCCGAAGGCAAUAACCACGAGCUGAAGGCCGAUAAACGGCUUAUUUUUACAUUGGCGAGGAUUCCUCAAAGGAUGCAAAAUAUAGUGACGAAAAAUGCCUCUAUUGUUCAUCUUUCUUUUGUUUUUUAACACUCCAUAAUGGCACUGGUUGCAUUCACAAGUUUCUCGGCUUUUUAAUUAUGUAUAAGUUUUUCAAAGUCGCAUUUCAAAUUAGUUGUUCGCAGUGAAUGCUAGAAACAGCCUAAAGAGUCAGAAGUAGAGUCGUUUAUUACUCAAACUAAAGCAGCUUCGGUGGCGAUACUGCAAUUGAGCUUCCGGAAAACAAUUAUGAAUCUUCAUUUGCGGGUGCGAACAACGCGCAAGCAGUUGACAAUUUCAAUUUUCGCACCGACGAUCUUCCGACCGACCUGCAUGUUUACAGACAAAGAAGAUUCUGGGCGAGGGAUCACUACAAGGAAAUUCAGUCGAGGAAUGAAGCAAGAAUACCACAAAACACGAAGAGGCCAACUACAUGUCUUCAUGGAGUACGCGAGUUUGGGAUGACUGGUUAA
Molecule: messenger RNA, 11269 nt
Organism: Porites lobata
Lineage: Eukaryota; Metazoa; Cnidaria; Anthozoa; Scleractinia; Poritidae
Source: the annotation of a GenBank genome assembly